GAUGUCUGCAGUUCCAGAAGUUGCAGCCAUCACAUUAGAAGGAGAUGUACAAAACUACCUUCAUUGCACUUGCAGUGCUACUCUGCUCUUCAUUCUUGGUGAACGGAGGGAAAAUCUUGGUGGCCCCUGAGGAUGGAAGCCACUGGCUCUCGUUAAAAGUCAUCCUUGAGGAACUUCACUUAAGAGGCCAUGAUAUCACAGUGGUGGUGCCAUCAGGCUCAAGUUACAUCAAGCGAGGCGCUUCUCUCUACAAAACCAUCACUGUGUCUACCCCGAGUAGACAAGAAAUAAUUGAUCCAUAUGCUGCCAGCAAUAUAAAGACAAAGCUGGAACACUCUUCGGAGUGGACCAAGUUAUUGGCAGAAAUUGAAUUCAUGGUUAGUUACUCCACGUGGCAUUUCAAUUUGUUGAACGAGCUGUGUGAAGAUACCAGACUGAUGGAUGACCUCAUGAAUGCGAAAUAUAAUUUAGUUCUGUCAGAUCCCAUGUCAAGUGUAGGGGUGUAUCUGGCUCACCGUUUGGGUAUUCCAGUUAUACUUGAAGGGAUGAUGACUUGGUGGGAUGAUCCCCAUAACUUAAUUGCACCAAGCCCAGUCUCUUAUGUUCCAAUUGGACUGUUGCCGCUAAGUGACAAGAUGACAUUUGCUCAGAGGGUUGAGAACUUCAUGGCCUUCCUUGCAUCUUUGGUAGUUCUGCGGUACUUUAAUGCUGUAGUAGAUGACCAACCUGUUAUUCAAAAGUACUUAGGAGGCAGUCACAAAAAUCUCAUAGAAUUGCUUCAAGCAGCAGACCUGUGGCUAAUAAGGUCAGAUUUUAUCUUGGAGUUCCCACGACCCACAAUGCCAAACGUCAUCUAUAUAUCAGGAUAUCAUUGUAAACCAUCCAAGCCCCUUUCCAAUGAACUAGAGGAUUUCGUCCAGAGCUCUGGUGAACAUGGUGUCAUUAUUAUGACAUUAGGAACCCUGGUGUUAAAACUUCCUGAGCGCAUCACGGAAGACAUUGCAGCUGCUUUUGCCCAACUUCCUCAGAAGGUGAUCUGGAAGCACACAGGAAAAAGACCGUCCACACUUGGCAACAACACCUUAAUUGUGGACUGGUUGCCACAGAAUGACCUCCUGGGUCACCCUAAGACCAGAGUUUUUGUGACUCACGGAGGCAUUAAUGGAGUACAGGAGGCCAUUUACCAUGGCGUCCCUAUGAUUGGACUACCCCUCGCAAUGGACCAGCCAGAGAACAUAUUCAAGAUGCAUGUAAAAGGUGUGGCUAAAGAAAUGAACAUUGGAAAUGUGAACAAAGAUAAUUUCCUGGAGGGGCUGAAAGAGGUACUGUAUGAACCGAGUUACAGGGAGAACAUGAAGAUACUGUCUGACCUGCAGAACGAUCAGCCCACAAAACCACUAGACAGGGCCAUAUUCUGGAUUGAGUAUGUCAUGAGGCACAAGGGAGCACCACACCUAAAGUCAGAGUCUUACAAAAUGUCUUUCAUCCAGUACUACUCUCUCGAUGUGAUUGCAUUUUUGCUGGUUCUGUGUUUGCUGCUACCUGCUAUUUCUAUUUUGGCUGUAAGGUUUUUGUGGCAGAGAGUGUUUUGUAGAAGCAAAGUAAAAAAAGAAUGAGUGUACAUAUACUCCGCAGCAUAAGGUUGCCAUCGGUCCCCGUAAGGUUACUACAAUUUCUAAUCAGUUGUCACCCUCCUCCCCAUAAAUGUGAUUUUCUUUUUUUUUUUAUUUAGUUUUUUUAAUUGUUUCCUUUUUUGUACGCUUGUUUCAGAUAUGUUCAAGAUGUAAAAUCCAAAUUGAAAUGAAAUAAAAAGAAUGUUAAAAAAAAAAAGAAUGAGUGUGCUGGCAGCCGUGUCACUACUUUAGAUGUUGAUUUCUUGUUAAGAGGAAUAUUUAUAAAUAUUUGGA
Molecule: messenger RNA, 1907 nt
Organism: Solea solea (common sole)
Lineage: Eukaryota; Metazoa; Chordata; Actinopteri; Pleuronectiformes; Soleidae
Product: UDP-glucuronosyltransferase 2C1-like
Exons: 2
Coding region: 45-1616 (523 amino acids)
Molecular function (GO): UDP-glycosyltransferase activity
Source: RefSeq, a predicted model, not a curated record